AUGACGGACGGGAACAGACCACCACCGGUUGUGGUUAAGGAUCAAAGUACCACAACUUUACAGUGUCCAAUGUUAACCGAAACAAAUUACAACAUCUGGGCGAUUCGUAUCAAGGCAGUAUUCAAGGUUCAUGGAAUACAGCAAGCUUUAGAACCAGGCGAAAAGGAGGUAGAUGCCAAAAAGGAUGACAUGGCAGUUGCACUUCUACUUCAAGCAAUACCCGAAGAGCUCGUGUUUCAAGUAGCUCAGUUUCAGACUGCAAAGGAAAUCUGGGAAGCGUUGAAGACACGGUAUGUUGGGGUUGAACGGGUUCGAGAGGCAAAGCUUGAGCAACUGGAAAAUGAGUUCGAAUCCUUGAAGAUGAAAGAAACAGAGACAGUUGAUUCUUUCGCGGGCAUGAUAUGUCAGUUGGUUACCAAAGCAGCCAGUUUGGGAACCACCUAUGAAAACAAAAAGCUAACCAGAAAGCUAUUAGGCUCUGUUCCAACAAAGUAUGUUCCAAUUGUAGCUUCAAUUGAACAAUUUGCAGAUUUGAAGACUAUGACGUUUCAGGAAGCGAUCGGUAGACUGAAGACAUUCGAAGACAGGAUUAAGGGUAUCGAGUCUUUAGCAGAAAAUCAAGGAUGUCCAGAUCGUAUGAAGAAACAAGAUGAAGCUAACUUAGCUAAAAACGAUGAUUUUGAUCCAUCAUUAUUCAUGAUGAGAUGUGAUCAAGAGACGGUUUUUCUAAAUGAAGAAUGGGUGAAUCCAAAGCGUUUCGAGACUGAGCCAAUGGAGAAAGACACUUGGUAUCUCGACAACGGAGCAUCGAAUCACAUGACGGGUAAUCGAGCUUAUUUCUUUGAACUUAAUGAACGUGUCACGGGAAAGGUGAAGUUUGGAGAUGGAUCUUGUAUUGACAUACGGGGAAAGGGAUCGGUAUUACUUGAAGGGAAAACGGGGUAG
Messenger RNA from Helianthus annuus (common sunflower), 945 nucleotides. RefSeq lists its product as uncharacterized. The record is from RefSeq and is a predicted model, not a curated record. The coding region runs from base 1 to 945 and encodes 314 amino acids. NCBI's taxonomy places the organism in Eukaryota, Viridiplantae, Streptophyta, Magnoliopsida, Asterales, Asteraceae. The transcript is spliced from 2 exons.